UGUAGUUGCGAGGCGCUGAGGGAGCGGAGCAGUGACGGCUGAGAGGCUGGACAGAUGCGUUUUAGGUAGACUGUAGAUGGUUUAAUUUAACGAUUUCUGUGGGAAUCGCCGGUUUUAUAAUGUGUACAGUUACCGUUGAUCUUAUGCAGAGGUGUAAACCAGAUGUAGGACGGUUAGGGUAGAGAAAAGCAGCCAAACAUGAUUGGGUUUCUAGCAAAGUAAUGCUAGCUUGUUGGCUAUUAGCUAGCUAGCUAAGACACAUCGUGGAUUAUCAGUAGUUGGCUCGUGUUUCUCAAGUCGGGGUUUUGCAGGGAAAUAAAAGGAGGAAAAAAAAACAGGACGAGCCGUGUUUGAAAUUUAGUGUUCGUGGGGUCGAUAUAUACGGUUAGGUGGCAGUAAAGCGAUCUUGAACGUCUAUCAUCCUCGCCCCUCGGCGCUGACGGAGACCAUGGAGACGCUGGGUCGGGUAGCAGCGAGCACGGCGGAUGCGGUGGACUUCACCGUGGAAAACGUGGAGAAGGCCCUGCACCAGCUGUACUAUGACCCGAACAUUGAGAAUAAGAACCUGGCACAGAAGUGGCUGAUGCAGGCUCAGAUCUCGGCGCAGGCCUGGCAGUUCUGCUGGGCUCUGCUCCGCCCGGACAAGGUCCCAGAGAUCCAGUACUUCGGCGCCAGCGCCCUCCAUACCAAGAUCUCCCGUUACUGGGGCGACAUCCCCGCCGAGCAGUACGGCACGCUGAAGACGCAGCUCUUCUCGCAGAUUGCACUGUUCGCCUCGGGCUCCAAGAUCGUGCUGACGCGCCUGUGUGUGGCGCUGGCCUCGCUCGCCCUCAACAUGAUGCCCGAAGCGUGGCCGGGGGCCGUGGGGGAGAUGGUGCGAGCCUUCCAGGAGGAAGGGGGCGCCGCCGACGGCCGCGCCCGCUGCCUGGCCCUGCUGGAGCUGCUCACCGUGCUGCCCGAGGAGUUCCAGACCAGCCGCCUGCCCCAGUACCGCAAGGGUCAGGUGCGGGGCGCGCUGGGGCGGGAGUGGGCCGCUGUGUGCCCGCUGCUGCAACAGCUGCUGCGCCAGCCUGAGUCGCCGGCGCCUGUCAAGGCCCGCGCACUCAAGUGCCUGUCCAGCUGGGUGCUGCUGGACGUUCCGCUCAGCGAGAGCGAGGGCCUGCUGGAGGCCGGCUUCGCCGCACUCGCAGACCCCGAGCUCUUCGACACCGCGGUGGAGGCCAUCGUUAACGCCAUCUCGCAGCCCGACUCGCAGAGGUACGUGAGCACUCUGCUGAAGCUGGUGCCACAGGUUCUGCAGCUGCAGGAGCAGUUACGAGAGGCUGUGCAAAACGGAGACAUGGAGACGUCACACGGCAUCUGCCGAAUCGCCGUCUCCCUGGGAGAGAACCAUUCCAGGUCCCUGCUGGAGCAGGUGGAGCACUGGCAGAGUUUCCUGGCCCUGGUCAACAUGAUCAUGUUCUGCACGGGUAUCCCUGGCCACUACCCCGUCAACGAGACCACGAGCUCCCUCACGCUCACGUUCUGGUACACCCUACAGGACGACAUCAUGUCGUUUGAGGCGGAGAAGCAGACGGUCUACCUGCAGGUGUACCGGCCUGUCUACUUCCAGCUGGUGGAUGUGCUGCUCCACAAAGCCCAGUUCCCCACGGAUGAGGAAUACGCCUCCUGGACCUCCGAUGAGAAGGAGCAAUUCAGGAUCUACAGGGUGGACAUAUCGGACACGCUGAUGUACGUCUAUGAAAUGCUGGGCGCAGAGUUGCUUAGUAACUUGUAUGACAAGCUAGGCAGACUGCUUACCAAUGCAGAACAACCAACGUCCUGGCAGCACACAGAGGCUCUGCUUUAUGGUUUCCAGUCUAUAGCGGAGACGAUAGAUGUUAACUACUCUGAUGUCAUUCCUGGCCUGAUAGGCCUCAUUCCACGGAUCAACAUCAACAACGUUCAGCUUGCAGACACCGUCAUGUUCACUAUAGGCGCGCUGGCUGAGUGGUUAGCUGAUCACCCAGUCAUGUUGAGCAGCGUGUUGCCGCUGGUUCUGCAGGCGCUGGGCAAUCCCGACCUCUCUGUGUCCAGCGUCUCUACCCUGAAGAAGAUCUGCCGGGAGUGCAAAUACGACCUGCCCCCCUAUGCCACCAACAUCGUUGCCGUGUCCCAGGAAGUACUCAUUAAGCAAAUCCACAAGACGAGUCAGUGUAUGUGGCUGAUGCAGGCACUGGGCUUUCUGCUAUCUGCGCUGCCAGUGGAGGACAUUCUGCGCAACCUGCACUCUCUCAUCACGCCCUACAUACAGCAGUUGGAGAAACUGGCUGACGAGACGCCCAACCCCUCUAACAAACUGGCCAUCAUCCACAUUCUGGGCUUGCUCUCAAACCUCUUCACCACUCUCGACAUCACCAAGCAGGAGGAGGAGUCUGGGGACAGUGCGCCGCCCAUCAAAUCAACCCCGCCCCAGACUGGCCCCAACCCAGUGGUGGUGGUGUUACAGCAGGUCUUUGCCCUCAUUCAGACUGUUCUCAGUAAAUGGCUGAAUGACUCCCAGGUUGUGGAGGCUGUGUGUGCUAUCUUUGAGAAGUCAGUAAAGACUCUCCUUCAUGACUUCGCGCCGAUGGUGUCCCAGCUGAGUGAGAUGUUGGGACAGAUGUACAGCACUAUACCCCAGGCCUCCGCGCUGGACCUAACACGCCAGAUGAUGCAUAUAUUUGCCAGUGAGACAGACCACUUCCCCCCGAUUAAAGCCCUGUUUGAGCUGGUCACCUCCGUCACACUCACCAUCUUCCAGCAAGGGCCCAGGGAUCAUCCUGAUAUUGUUGAUUCAUUUAUGCAACUCCAAGCUCAGGCUCUCAAACGGAAGCCCGAUUUGUUCUUAUCUGAGAAUCUUGAUGUGAAAGCAGUGUUCCACUGUGGUGUUCUGUCACUCAAGUUUCCAGAAGCUCCCACUGUCAAGUCCACCUGCCUGUUUUUCACUGAGCUGUUGCCACACUGUGCGGACGUCCCGCCUGUAGGUCAGGUCGUGCAGGACGACGGCAAACUCCUGCUGCUGGCCGUGCUGGAGGCGAUCGGCGGUCAGUCCUCUCGCAGCCUGAUGGACCAGUUUGCUGAGGUGCUGUUCUGUAUGAAUAAGCACUGCUUUGGCCUGCUCACCGUCUGGCUCAAAGAGGCUCUGCAGUCUCCAGGGUUCCCCUCGUCCCGUGUCUCCAAUGAACAGAAGGACACGUUCAGCCAGCAGGUCCUCAGGGAGCGAGUGAAUAAGCGUCGGGUAAAGGACAUAGUGAAGGAGUUCACUCUGGUAUGCCGAGGGCUGCAUGGUACAGAAUAUGCAGCAGAGUACUGAACAGGCUGCGGCUCAAUUCCAAAGCGAUCUGAAACUACAAUUCCCAGCAGCCCCCACUGGAACUCAAUACAAACAUGAAUAAUUCCAGAGUUGAAAACCUGACACAGGUGAUGUCCGGAGCAUGCACUGUAAGGACCUGAGGAGGGCACUCUAUCUCCUUUUCUGUCUCAUUUCUUUUCCUUUCCCUUUCCGUGUUUCCGUCUUGCCCUCACCGGGGCAUCCAAGCCCUCUGUGAUGGACAGCACUGCCUCCUUUGAGCGGUGCUUUUCAUAUGAGCCCCAAUUCUGCCCCCUGCAGCAUGUGCAUUGUGAACUUUCACCCCAUCCUCCCGUCUUUGAUCUUCCGUGGCUCCUAGGCUGUUUCCUUGUGAUGAUUUUGCAAAUGUACGAACAAAGAAAUAGUCGUAGUUAAAUGUUUUAUUUUUUAAUUUAGAGACACUGAUAUCUAAAGAAGUAUAUAUGCACACACAUACGCGCGCGUGCACACACACACAA
Electrophorus electricus (electric eel) is the source of this 3828-nucleotide messenger RNA. It is a transcript of the gene ipo13b, whose product is annotated as importin 13b. Gene Ontology annotation, biological process: protein import into nucleus. The record is from RefSeq and is a predicted model, not a curated record. NCBI's taxonomy places the organism in Eukaryota, Metazoa, Chordata, Actinopteri, Gymnotiformes, Gymnotidae. Gene Ontology annotation, molecular function: small GTPase binding. Gene Ontology annotation, cellular component: cytoplasm.